This is a messenger RNA of Chaetomium strumarium, 1606 nucleotides long. Its product is annotated as oxidative stress survival, Svf1-like protein. NCBI's taxonomy places the organism in Eukaryota, Fungi, Ascomycota, Sordariomycetes, Sordariales, Chaetomiaceae. Gene Ontology annotation, cellular component: cytoplasm. The record is from RefSeq and is a predicted model, not a curated record. The coding region runs from base 209 to 1354 and encodes 381 amino acids. Gene Ontology annotation, biological process: response to oxidative stress. The transcript has 4 exons.
GCCCGGGCCCGGGGGGGUGUCAACGUUUUAGCGUCUUGCCCCUUUGGCGGGGUGUCGAAUCGAGGGGUGCUGGGCCUUCGACAGCGGUGAAAGACCUAAUUGAGAAAACACCACCGUCAUCUGCGCAUUAGGUUGCGACCCUUUUCCGCUCUCCAACUCUCUGGAAUCUGUCUACCUUCUUGAUCUGCCUAGUUUCAAGAUCCACAUCAUGUUCAAAUGGGCACAGCAGCAGUUGGCCAAUGUGGCCGGCACGCAGGAGCCGAUCUACGGCCCCUCCGCCAUCAAGUCCGUCGCCGAGGAGGCUGAGACGACCCCCUACACAGAGCUUACGAAAUACGACCUAAAAUGGGAGGUGAUGGAGUCGACCUGCGUCGAGACGCAAACGUUCUACUUCAUGUCCCAGGACGGCCAGCUCGCGUUUUGCCAGGUCAUCUAUAGCAACGUGGCCGGCAUUCGCACUACCUGCCAAUUCAACUGCAAGAUCUUCAACCUCGACCGCUCCAAGCCUCACGUGUGGUCCUCGACACCCUUGAACAACCACGAGUUCAGCGAGGACAGGACAAGCUUCUACGCUGACGACUGCGCCGUCGAGCUGUCCGAGGACGGAAGCACAUACACGAUCAAGUCGAUGACCGAUGAGCAGGCCAUCGUGAACCUGACCGUCAAGCGGACCGCGCCGGGUUUCAAGGCGGGCAAAACUGGCAAGACGCUAUUUGGCACCGAUCUGUCCAACCCAUGGGGCUCCAUGCGCCACCUUUUCUGGCCGAGAUGCACCGCUGAGGGAACCAUCACCACUAAGGAGGGGCCUAUCAACUUCAACGGUAGGGCCUUCUUUGCCCAUGCGCUACAGGGCAUGAAGCCCCAUCAUGCUGCGGCUAGGUGGAAUUUUUGCAACUUCCAAGGCCCCACUCACUCGGCCAUCCUGAUGCAGUUCACGACACCGCCUUCGUAUGGCUCGACCGUGGUGGCCGUCGGGGUUAUUGCCAAGGACGGGGAGAUCAUCGUGGGUGGCUGCAAGAGCGACGUCACCCAUAUCCAAACCAAGAGUGACAGUGAGAACGACUGGCCCGAGCCAACAACAAUCAGGUAUACGUGGUCUGGCACGACUAAGGAUGGAAAGCCCGUGGAGGCCGUGAUUGAGGGUGGCCUGGAAGAUAAAUUGGACAGGAUCGAUGUCAUGGCCGAGGUUCCUGGUUUUGUCAAGAACAUUGUGGCUGCCGCCGCAGGCACGAAGCCUUACAUCUACCAGUACUCCCCGCAAAAGUCCCAACUUUCUCUCAAGCUCAAAAUCGGCGACCAGGAGGUCACCGAGCAGGGCGUCGUCUUCAGCGAAGCCACCUUCAUCUCAGAAUAGGCCGCUAUUCACUUUAGCCCGGGUGCCUUGGGUACUCUAGUCAGGAAGCGGUUGGUAAGAUCGGCUCUAGAGAUGGUUACGGAUAGAGUGACCACUCAAUAGCUUCCUCAGUGGUUCAUGUGCGAUACCGGAGCAAAGAACGUUAUGGUGUUCUGGAAUACGGAAAGCUUCGUUGAAUAACAAACGAUGUAAUCUCUGGAGGCAAUGGGCAAAGUUAGCCCCUAUAAUAUAAGCGUUCUUACUAGAGACAAA